Molecule: messenger RNA, 2201 nt
Organism: Peromyscus leucopus (white-footed mouse)
Lineage: Eukaryota; Metazoa; Chordata; Mammalia; Rodentia; Cricetidae
Gene: Enthd1
Product: ENTH domain containing 1
Exons: 7
Coding region: 231-2042 (603 amino acids)
Biological process (GO): endocytosis
Cellular component (GO): endosome; clathrin vesicle coat; plasma membrane
Molecular function (GO): phospholipid binding; clathrin binding
Source: RefSeq, a predicted model, not a curated record
GGGCAACGGCGUGGGCGCGCUUGGGUCUCCUUGAGGAGGGGCCGAAGAGCGUGGGGUUUGAUUUUGAUGGGGAAGGGCUCCCCAGGAAAUCGAUACUUUGUCACGUGGAGAUGAGUCAUUGGUGUUUGAGAACUGCAGAACCUGGGACAGAUCUCCUGUCAGGAGCCUGGUAAACCAGUCAUUCCUGUCCCAUCGCUCUCACCCCCUUCACCCUCAGACUCACUCCAGUUAUGGCUUUCAGGAGGCAAGUGAAAAACUUCGUGAAAAAUUACUCAGAGGCGGAAAUAAAAGUCAGAGAAGCCACUUCCAAUGACCCCUGGGGUCCGUCCAGCUCGCUGAUGUUAGCUAUCAGUGACAUGACUUUCAACGCGGUCUCCCUCUCAGAGAUCAUGCACAUGUUGUGGCAACGACUCGGGGAUCAUGGGAAGAACUGGCGCCACGUGUACAAAUCCCUCGCCCUGAUGGACUACCUCCUCAAGAACGGCUCCAAGAAAGUUAGUCAUUGUUGCAGAGAGGGCUUGUGUAACCUUCAAAUGCUAAAAGAUUUCCAACACGUAGACGAAGCUGGAAAAGACCAAGGUCGCUAUAUCCGGGAGAGGUCUAAGCAAAUCAUAACUCUGCUGAUGGAUGAGCAGCUGCUUUUUAAAGAGAGGGAAGUGGCGAGUUGGACAAGACAGCGGAUCUCCUACUCCAUGACAUUUCCCAACAGAUUGCCUGCUGCAGGGAACUCACCCACAGCGUGUGCUUCUGUCCUCAUCCCAGAAAGCCUUACCUCCGAGAAGAAGCAUUCACUCCUGACAAUUGCGAGUCUACGUAAUAAAAAAAACACCUCCAAGGCCAGGCUGAGGCUGGAACAGUGCCAGGACAUCCCCUCGCCUGCUGGACCCUCCCUGGCCAAGGACUGUCAUCCACUCAGGAUGAAGAAGUGGAAAUCAACAGAGGACCUAACCUUGUUGCAUGAUGAGUGUCCGAAGCAACUCUUCCCUGCCAUACCUCCUUCCAUCACCUCUCCCACUUCCUGGCUGUCGGAAGGGGAAGCAGAAGUCUGCAACCUCUGGGAUGCAGAUGCUGCGUCUACUCCCUCAGAAAAAAGACCAUCGAUGCAGACAAAUAUGAGUUUAGGCACGAGAUUGGAGAAGACCAUCACAAAUACUCCCACAGAAAGUCCCCCCCAAACUCCUCAGGAAAAGCAGACGGCUUUGAAAAGCUUUGAAACCCUGACACCUAUACAGGCAUUUAGGCCAUCAGGUAAAGAUGAGUUCGUCAGCCUGGGUGUGAGGAUAUCCAAGUCAGAGUCCAUGUUCCACAAUCAGUCCUCUGUGGAAACACUCUACGUCUCACCCUCAUUCAAAAUUGUCAGCCCAAAGAAGGAGACCAGAACCAGUAAGGACCUCCAGACACCUGCACAGUCCAGAAUCUGCUGGAUUGAAGAUGUGAGCCUCAAGCCUUUAGCCAUGCGGGUCUCCACCGCCUCUGAGGUCGCAUCCUCUUUUUCUACUUUGUCUGCGUCGUCUCCUGACUUGGCCUGUCCGGAGAAGUCAGCCCAUCACUCGCCCCUGGUUCUCGCCAGCCCUUCCUUCUGGACUCAGCCCCAUCCACAGUCCCCUUCUGCCCCCUUCGCAUACAAAGAUGAGGCAGCCAGGGUUCACCACCCCUUUGCCCCCAGGGACCCAGCAUCUUCAGAUGACGAGGAAUACCCCGGUCUUCCAGAUAACUCCUAUUCAGCUGCUGAGAAGCCAGAUCACAUUCCCAGAAGUAACCAGGUAGCAUUUUCCACCCCAACUAGAGCCUACUUACCCUCGGUGUCCCAGGCUAUUUUUCAGACAAGCGGAGGCCUGUCCAGGGAGUCCGAGUCAGCUUCUAUCCACACUCUCCUGGGCGAGGUAAGGGGUGCUGUGCUUCGCCUCCAUGAGGACCUGAGCCUAGUGAUCCAGGAACUUGGUGUCAUCAACAGCCAUCUAGGCAACCUGAGUGUCAGCAGCCAGGCAGCCAGCAACACUUCACAAGACCCCCAGUCUUCCAGGGGGAGCUCAGAUCCAUAGUAGCCUAGCCGUUUUGCUGGAACGCAAUGGUUCCAUUGUGCAAAGACCUGGAGGUGUAGCACGUCAGAGGUCUCCAUUGCUGUGGGGGACAGAAAGGCAAUGACUUAAUUUUUCAUUUUCAAGUUUAUUAGCACAUCUUUCAAACCGACAAAGUCAUUU